Messenger RNA from Lytechinus pictus (painted urchin), 693 nucleotides. Its product is annotated as cytochrome P450 1A2-like. Lineage: Eukaryota; Metazoa; Echinodermata; Echinoidea; Temnopleuroida; Toxopneustidae. The record is from RefSeq and is a predicted model, not a curated record. Gene Ontology annotation, biological process: hormone biosynthetic process; progesterone metabolic process. The transcript has a single exon. Bases 1 to 693 code for a protein of 230 amino acids. Gene Ontology annotation, molecular function: steroid 17-alpha-monooxygenase activity; heme binding; iron ion binding.
AUGGUUGCUGUGGAGUUGGUGAUUCUUGUUCUUGUAUUGUGGAUGGUCAAGAGUUUUAUUGCGAGGACAUAUGGCAAGCAAUAUCGUUUACCACCGGGGCCUCCUGCCCUACCGCUCAUCGGCAACUUACCCGUGUUCAUGACGGGAAAAGCUCCAUAUCGCGUGAUGAAGGACCUCGCUGACAGAUACGGCAGUGUUUUCUCUCUGAAAAUCGGUUCAACCCCAUUUCUCGUGCUCAACGACGUCGACUCGAUCAGGGAAGCCCUUCACCAUCGCGCAGUCGACUACGCCGGGCGGCCGUGCCUCUAUUCAGUUAGCCUGAUGAGCCGAAACAACUGCGAUAUCGUUUUCGGAGACUACACCCCCGGUUGGCGGCUGCAUCGUCGGGCCACGGCGGCGGCCCUGCACAAGAAUAUCCGUGGCAAGGGUUGCGAGGCAAUGGGAAUUAAAAUAACCCGUGAGGCGGAAUAUUUCACCCAACUCCUAAUGAAGAAAGCCGGACCUGUUUGUGACAUCGAAAACGAGCUCAACCUCGCCAUCAUCAACAUCAUUUCACAGCUCACAUUCGCCACUAGAUAUACCUUGGAUGACCCGGAGUACCAGGCCCUGGUCGACAGCAAUCAAAAAUUCUCCAGUCUCCUGAAACCUGGCGACCCCAUUGAUGUUUUUCCAGCUCUCUCGGUAAGAUUUUGA